UUCUAAAUUUGGCUAUUGGAGUAACUAAACUGGUUAAUAUUAUUAAAAAUAUCAAAUUUAGAAAAUUAUGUCGGUCUGUUGUAGAAAUUUUUAAUGUCUCAGCUUCACUCAAAAAAUUUUUCCAAGGAUGUUUGAUCAGAACAAAAUGGACACGCCACAGACAAAUUAUGUGCUCUAUAAUAAUCCAAUAUUAAUUGAACAAAGUUUUGGAGAGAACAUUAAUGAGUUCACAUCGCCAAUUAUACCACAUAUGCAGCCUUCACAAACCUUUGAAUUUGGUGGAGUUUUUACCUCAAUUUUUCGUUUGGAUGCCAAUCAGCAACGUAUAGAUAAAACACAUUGGAUUUGUGAUUAUGCCGAUGACAUCUUUCAAACCUUAAGAGAAACCGAACUUAAUCGUCGCUUGGUUUGCUUUCGUUCUCAACAAGUUGGUCAACGUCCUAUAUUGUUAAAGUUGUUAAAGACUGCAACGGAAAAACAUAAACUUUCUAGAACCACGCUGCAUUUGGCUAUUUAUCUUCUCGACUGCUUUAUGGAUAACUACACUAUACGAGCAGACAAACUAACUCUGUCCGCCAUAACCUGUCUUAUAAUAGCGGCCAAAAUCGAAGAAGCCGAUGUCGAUAUGCCCAAAUUUGCCGAUCUCAAUAAAUUGCUGAAUGAAGUCUACACACUAAAUGAAUUUAAAAAUGUUGAGUGCAAAGUAUUGGGCACUUUCAAUUUCGAUUUAAUACGUCCCACAGCAGCCACUUUUGCCGAAUAUUUUGCCAAUAGUAUUAUAACCCUACAAGAUUAUCACAUUUUCAUAAAUCAUUGGAACAAUGAAAUCAUACUAAAUAACUAUCAUCAACAGCAGCAGGAUCUGCAAACAGAAAUACAUUAUGGCAAUGAAGUGAUAAUAAAUACCGGAUCAUGUAUGGUACUGAGUACACCAUGUCCCUACAACAGUUACGAGGAUAUGUUGACGACACUGAGUAAAACAUUUUUUGAUUUUAUUGAUAUUUCAUUGAGUUAUUUAAAAUUUGCCAAUGCUAGACCCUCUAUUAUAGCAUCGGCUUGUAUAGCGGCUGUAAGACAAAUGCAUGGUAUUUUCCCCAUAUGGACACCUUAUUUGAUUAAGCUGACCCAUUGUACAGCCGAUAUAAUAUCGCCAUUUGUCGAGGCCAUUUUAGCCAUUUACCGCAUACAAUGCAACACUGAGCGCUUACAGAGCCUGCAAGCCACACCCAAUACGCCCCUCUCAACACAAGGCCAUGCAACCACUAUUCUAUGUGAUAGCCCAGAUUCUGGUGUUGUAUCUGUCAAUGAUACAAAGUCCAUGAGAUCUGAUACCGAUAAUGAGGAUGCUUGUGUUGUGAGCUUGAAUAUGGACAACAACAAUGAAAUUAGCAGUGUACAGGAUGAUUCUGACGAAGAAGAAGAUGAGGCUUACCAUUGCUUAGAAUAUCCUACGUUGGCCAAGAGAAGACGCCUAUUUUAAAUGUUCAAAAAUAUGUUUUUAGCUUCUUUGGCACAAUCAUUAUUAUUAACAUGUUGUUUUACCUGAAGUCUUUAAAUUUUUCUUUUAGUUGAUAAGUUCUUUAUUUAAUUUUUUUCUCAUUUUAACAACUUUCCUACAAUUGAAUUGUAUUGCCGUUAACUAAAAUUAAUUUCUUAUAAUUUUUCUUAUAUAUAAAAAAACACACUUUUUAAAUUCUAAAUAGAAUUAUAUUCUUUAUUUGGAAAAUACAUUUUUUU
Messenger RNA from Calliphora vicina (urban bluebottle blowfly), 1737 nucleotides. It is a transcript of the gene CycJ, whose product is annotated as Cyclin J. Lineage: Eukaryota; Metazoa; Arthropoda; Insecta; Diptera; Calliphoridae. Gene Ontology annotation, biological process: mitotic cell cycle phase transition; regulation of cyclin-dependent protein serine/threonine kinase activity. The coding region runs from base 128 to 1480 and encodes 450 amino acids. The record is from RefSeq and is a predicted model, not a curated record. The transcript has 5 exons. Gene Ontology annotation, cellular component: cyclin-dependent protein kinase holoenzyme complex; nucleus; cytoplasm. Gene Ontology annotation, molecular function: cyclin-dependent protein serine/threonine kinase regulator activity.